AAACAUUCUGCAUGACUGAUCAAGGUCAGAGUUCAGGGAAUAGGACCAUACGAGACGUGCACGUACACCGGCUUCAGUUGUAGAAGAUAAACAGCGUUGACAUCUGUGAGAGGAAUAAUAAUACAGAAUCUCAACAACCUCAUAAUGUCACAAGCAACGGGGGACAUUGCCCUGAUUGGCCUGGCGGUUAUGGGUCAGAAUCUGAUUCUAAACAUGAAUGACCAUGGCUUCACAGUUGUUGCAUUUAAUAGAACUGUAGAAAAAGUGGAACAUUUUUUACAAAAUGAGGCCAAAGGAACAAAGGUCAUCGGGGCAAAGUCACUAGAGGACAUGGUCAGUAAACUGAAGAAGCCGAGGCGGGUCAUGCUGCUGGUCAAGGCUGGUCAAGCGGUGGACGACUUUAUCCUCAAACUGGUCCCAUUAUUAGAAAAAGGAGAUAUAAUUAUUGAUGGAGGAAAUUCAGAAUAUAAAGAUAGCAAUAGGAGAUGUAAGGCUUUGGCUGCCCAGGGUCUUCUGUUUGUGGGGAGUGGUGUAUCUGGGGGUGAGGAUGGAGCAAGGUAUGGCCCCUCCCUCAUGCCUGGGGGAGCAGAACAAGCAUGGCCAGCCAUCAAAGAUAUCUUUCAGUCCAUAUCAGCAAAGGCAGGGAAGGAGCCGUGUUGUGACUGGGUUGGACCAGAUGGAGCGGGGCAUUUUGUUAAGAUGGUACACAACGGUAUUGAGUAUGGUGACAUGCAGCUGAUCUGUGAGGCAUACCACCUGAUGAAGGACGCGCUAGGGAUGUCACAGGCAGAGAUGGCCGAUACAUUAGAUGAAUGGAACAAAGGGGAGCUGGACUCUUUCCUGAUAGAAAUCUCACGAGAUAUUCUACGAUUUAAAGACAAAGAUGGACAGUACCUGCUGGAGAAGAUCCGGGAUACAGCAGGACAGAAAGGAACAGGAAAGUGGACAGCUAUCUCUGCCCUUGAAUAUGGAGUUCCUGUUUCUCUUAUUGCUGAGUCUGUGUUUGCUAGAUGUUUAUCAUCACUACAAGGGGAGAGAAUUGAAGCUAGCAAACAGAUACAAGGUCCAAGUAAAACAAAAUAUGAAGGAGACAAAAAGCAGUUUAUAAAUGAUAUCAAAUAUGCUCUGUAUGCCUCUAAAAUAGUUUCCUAUGCCCAAGGUUUUAUGUUAAUGAGGGAGGCAGCUAAAGAGUUUGGAUGGAAGCUCAACUUUGGAGGAAUUGCCUUGAUGUGGAGGGGUGGAUGUAUCAUUAGAAGUGUGUUCUUGGGAAAUAUCAAGGAAGCUUUUGACAAGAACCCGCAGCUGAGUAAUCUUUUACUGGACGAUUUCUUCAAGAAGGAGGUCCAGAAAUGUCAGGAGUCGUGGAGGAAGGUGGUGGCGUCGGCGGUGACCCUUGGGAUUCCCACCCCCGCUUUCAGCACCGCCCUGGCUUUCUUUGAUGGAUACAGAUCUGCUAGACUACCUGCUAAUCUCAUCCAGGCCCAGAGGGACUACUUUGGUGCCCAUACCUAUGAACUGCUGGACAGUCCAGGAAAAUUCAUCCACACAAACUGGACUGGUCACGGAGGAAAUGUAUCAUCCACGACGUACCAGGCAUGAGCUCUCACUGAUCAACUAUCAGCUCAUCUUUAAACCAGUCAAUGUUACAUCAACAUUACUUUCAACAUCACUUGGGAAACUGAAAGAAUUCUUAAAUAAUAAUUUAUAUCAUUGUUACAAGCCCAGCUCUCAUCUGUAAAUACUGAUAUUAUAUUUUUUACAAGAACAUUUGAAGACAUAGUAUGAACAAAUUUAUUGAACUUCCUUAAUGAAAAAGGAAAUGGUGCACCCCUGUUGAUCACAUUUUCUAUUUGUGAAGCCUUGUACUUUUAUUAUUGUAUAUGUUAUGCUUUUGUUGUAUUUCUUUUAUAUUUAGGAUAUUUAUAUUUCUUUCUCAGUCCAGAAUAUUAUCGAUCUCUCUUCUACAAUGACUUACACAUUUAUUUCAUUGACACAAAAAAUAAAUAAAUCUUAAACUUUGAAAA
Molecule: messenger RNA, 2024 nt
Organism: Saccostrea cuccullata (small rock oyster)
Lineage: Eukaryota; Metazoa; Mollusca; Bivalvia; Ostreida; Ostreidae
Product: 6-phosphogluconate dehydrogenase, decarboxylating-like
Exons: 14
Coding region: 145-1599 (484 amino acids)
Biological process (GO): pentose-phosphate shunt; pentose-phosphate shunt, oxidative branch
Cellular component (GO): cytosol
Molecular function (GO): NADP binding; phosphogluconate dehydrogenase (decarboxylating) activity
Source: RefSeq, a predicted model, not a curated record